UUAACAUCCAACCCUCAGCCUCCUCUCAACAUGGUCUACAGCUGCUGCUCUGGAAACUUCUCCUCCCGCUCCCUUAGGAGCUGCCUGCCCUCCUCAGGAUCCUGCCGUGGCUCUUCCUACCCCAGCAACCUGGUCUACACCACUACCAGCUGCUCUCCCAGCACCUGCCAGCUGAGCUCCUCUGUGCGCAGUGGCUGCCAGGAGAGCUGCAUUGAGCCCAUCCGCUGCCAGGAGAGCUGCAUUGAGCCCAUCCGCUGCCAGGAGACCUGCAUUGAGCCCAUCCGCUGUCAGGAGACCUGCAUUGAGCCCAUUAGCUGCCAGAGGUCCUGUGUGGUGCCCAGCCCCUGCCCGAAGCCCUGCUACUACCCCAGCAGCUCCACACCCUGCCAGGGGACAUAUGCUGGCUCUCUGGGCUUUGGGUCCAGAAGCUGCAGUUCCCUGGGCUAUGGCUCUAGAAGCUGCUACCCAGUGGGCUGUGGAUCCAGUGGCUUCAGAUCUCUGAAUUACGGAGUCUUUAGCUUUCCUACCAGAUAUCACAGAUCUGUUGUCUGUACUCCACUUUCAUUCCCUUCUAGGGAUUUCUAUUCUUGUUAUCAGCCACUCUACACAUCUCGCUUCUGUUGAGUAAUCUGUUGAGUCUCCAGUGCCAAUACUGAAUGCAGAUUCUGUAGUAAAAUUGUCUUUUCAUUUUAUCCUCGAGAAAUCUUGAAAUUUUCAUUAUCUGCUACUUUUUCCUUUCUAGCCCUCAUAUUUGAAAUUCUGUCAAACUGUACAACUCAUGAAAAAUUUAACCACAAUGUUGAUAAAAUUGAUAAUUUUUUCACUUCUCCCAAACUUACAAACUCAAGUAAUUUUUUCUCAAUAAACUCUUGUUUCUGUUGCAAA
Messenger RNA from Mus musculus (house mouse), 885 nucleotides. RefSeq names its product keratin associated protein 13 (gene Krtap13). The transcript has a single exon. Lineage: Eukaryota; Metazoa; Chordata; Mammalia; Rodentia; Muridae. Bases 31 to 624 code for a protein of 197 amino acids. Gene Ontology annotation, cellular component: cytosol; keratin filament. The record is from RefSeq and is marked provisional.